Gymnogyps californianus (California condor) is the source of this 927-nucleotide messenger RNA. It is a transcript of the gene FAM227B, whose product is annotated as family with sequence similarity 227 member B. The record is from RefSeq and is a predicted model, not a curated record. The transcript has 9 exons. The coding region runs from base 1 to 927 and encodes 308 amino acids. NCBI's taxonomy places the organism in Eukaryota, Metazoa, Chordata, Aves, Accipitriformes, Cathartidae.
AUGCAAAAGCCUCCUUUUGCUUUUGAAGAAUUCUUACGGUCUCAAGAUUUGAAGGAAUGGCCAAGUUGUAUCUCUCUCGAUGAGCCUUAUUCUUUGGUGGAUAAGUUACAAAAAGAUUAUUCCUUCAAUGCUAUGUGUAAAUAUCUGUGUGAACAUGUUCCAUUGAACGUCAGUCUACUCUCAGAUCUGGAGGAGAGAAUAAACACAUGUAUCACUGAACUAGAGAAACAUGCUGAAAAAAUAUUACAAUGUGGACCAGCAUAUCUAGAGGAACAUCUUACUGCCUUUGAACAGAACAUUGCUACUGAGCGAAUUGGUGCAGAGGAAGUUCUGACUCAGACAAGUGAGAUGGGGAAAGCAAAGGUUGCCAAAUACAGUGUUGAGGAGUCAAAGGGUAGAAAUGUAGAAAGCUGUAACUACCCUGGUUUCAAGUUAAAACAACUUUCAGAAUUACCAAGACAUUUGGAAGCUCCAAAACUUUGGGACUUGGUUAUAAAAGCUCAGCAUUUCCAACCUAACCAAGAAGAUCAAGACCACUUGUUUGACAGAAUUGCAGAUUUUGUGGCACAUUUUCUUCUUGUUCCCAGGGAUGCUAAAGAUGCUUUUUUUCAGGUAUAUCCUGAUUGUUUGUCACAAGUCGUUUAUGUUGCUUUCUAUGAAGCAUUUGCUGAAUCUAUUAAAAGUUUUGAUGAUGAUUUUAACAAUGGCUUGGUAGACUUAAUUUUUCAGUGGAUAGCAGGUCUAAAACCAAGGAAAUGUGUAUGGAAGAAAUGGAAUCUCAAAAGCUUUAAGGCUGCCACAGUAAAUCAUACCAGUAAAGAUACUACUGCUAACCUACAAGCUAGUGUAUCUGCCAGUUCUACAGCAGCCAUGUAUAAUUGGCUAGAUAAAAUAGGGAUAUUCAUUGCCAGUCUUCAAGAAGAAUGA